AUGACCCUCCUCAUCCUCACCGAAACCUCCGCUGGCUAUGCCUUGCUCAAGGCCAAAGACAAGAAACUCCUGAAGCGGGACGACCUCGCUUCCGAACUGAGCAACGUCGAAAAUGUCACCUCCAUGCUCAAGUUGAAGGAGUUCCAGAAAUUCGAUAGCGCUGCGGCAGCACUUGAAGAAGCUGCUGCAAUUGUGGAAGGCAAAGUAACGCCGCAACUCUCAUCACUACUAAACACCUUGAAAGACGAGAAGAAGAUUUCUCUGGCUGUCGCAGAUCCAAAACUGGGAAACGCGAUCGGAAAGAUUCCAGGCUUGGAGAUCAAAGCCGUUGCCGAUUCCACCACCGCCGACCUGUAUCGAGCCAUUCGAGAAUACCUCCCGUCUCUCAUUCCUGGUCUAUUGCCAGACGAUGUCAAGACCAUGAGCCUGGGCCUUUCACAUUCGCUCGCGAGACACAAACUCAAGUUCUCUCCGGACAAGAUUGAUGUCAUGAUUGUGCAAGCAAUUGGUUUGCUGGAUGAUUUGGAUAAAGAGUUGAACACAUAUGCCAUGAGAGUAAAGGAAUGGUAUGGCUGGCACUUUCCGGAGAUGGCAAAGAUCCUGAACGACAACCUCGCAUAUGCCAAAGUGGUAUUGAAGAUGGGCAUGCGGACAAACUGGGAGAACUGUGACCUAGCCGAGAUUCUGCCCGAAGAGAUUGAAGCUGCAGUAAAGGCCGCUGCUGACAGAUCAAUGGGCACGGAAAUCACCGACGAAGACUUGGAGAAUAUACAAAGCUUGGCCGAGCAGGUGGUGCAAUUUACAGAAUACCGCACUCAGCUUGCCAGCUAUCUUUCGGCGAGAAUGACGGCAAUCGCUCCGAAUUUGACAACUCUUGUGGGCGAUCUUGUGGGUGCUCGACUCAUUGCCCAUGCUGGAAGUCUGAUGAACCUCUCCAAAAGCCCGGCGAGUACGAUACAAAUCCUCGGAGCCGAGAAGGCACUGUUCCGCGCGUUGAAGACAAAGCAUGACACUCCAAAAUACGGUCUCAUCUACCAUGCAUCCUUGAUUGGCCAAGCCACAGGCAGAAAUAAGGGCAAGAUGGCCAGAGUGCUUGCCGCCAAAGCCGCACUCGGAUUGAGGGUAGAUGCGCUGCAAGAAUGGGGGGAUGACGAAAUGGACAUUCCUGAGGACGAGAAGGCCGCUCUUGGGUUAUCUGCACGAGCGAACCUUGAGCGCAAACUAGCCGCUAUGGAGGGCAAACCGCUCAAACCUCGAGGAGUCGCCAUUGCCCCCAACGGCGUGUCUACCACACCGCAGCCAAAGAAAUGGGAGAUUAAAGAAGCACGGAAGUACAACCCAGAUGCCGAUGGGUUGGCGGGUGACGAGGCUCCAGCUAAAGAGGAGAAGAAGUCAAAGAAGGAUAAGAAGGGCAAGCAGGAAAAGAAACUCAUUGAAGAUGUUUCAGAGGAUGUGGAUAUGAAAGAAGACGGCGAGUUGGAUAACGACGAAGCCGAGUCACAACCUGACGAACCAAUAAAUGCAGCCGAAGUUGAGGCUACAGUGCCGUCCGCCGUCAACGGGGUGAAUGGCAUAUCGAAAAAGGAAGCCAAGAAAGCUGAAAAAGAACGAAAAGCUGCGGAGAAAGCUGCUCGCAAGGCUGCAAAGAAAGAAAAGAAGGCCGAAGCAGAAAAGGCGGCAACAGCUGGCCACGAGGAUAAGAUUGAAUUACUCGCUGCACAGUGUGGAUUGAGCGUGGAAAGAUACAAGAGAAAGCUGGCAAGGGGCGAAAUCCAGCUCCAAGAGGACGGGACGCCAGUAGCAAUCUCGAAGAAGGAGAUUAAGAAGGCUAAGAAAGCGGCCGAGAAGGCUGCGGCCAAGGAGGCAAACGGGGAGGUUGAGGGGUCCAAGAAGCGGAAACGAGUGGAAGAAGAUGCCGACACCUCGAAGUCAGAAAAGAAAAAGAAGCGGAAAGAGAAGGCAUAA
Fonsecaea multimorphosa CBS 102226 is the source of this 1965-nucleotide messenger RNA. RefSeq lists its product as uncharacterized. Gene Ontology annotation, molecular function: snoRNA binding. The record is from RefSeq and is a predicted model, not a curated record. Gene Ontology annotation, cellular component: small-subunit processome; box C/D methylation guide snoRNP complex. Lineage: Eukaryota; Fungi; Ascomycota; Eurotiomycetes; Chaetothyriales; Herpotrichiellaceae. The transcript has a single exon. Bases 1 to 1965 code for a protein of 654 amino acids.